AUGGUGCAUACAGUUCCUAAGCUCAAGGACUCUUCCCUGUUGAUAGAAAAAUGUUACGUGAACGGCGAAUUCGUCAACGCCGCCUCCUCAUCGACCUUCGAAGUGCACGACCCUUCCACGGGAAAGAGAAUAGGCAGGUGUCCUGAAUUCAAUGCUUCGGACACGGAGAAAGCCAUUUCUGCUGCGGCGGAGGCAUUCAAAUACUUCCGAAGAAUUCUUCCUCGGGAACGAUCCCGCAUGCUUCGGAAGUGGUUCAACCUUAUGACGGAGAACGUGGAAGACAUCGCGACUCUUAUUACUUGGGAGAACGGCAAACCACUCGCCGACGCAAAAGGUGAAGCUACAUAUGCCGCCAGUUUCCUCGAGUGGUUUUCAGAAGAGGCGCCGCGUACAUAUGGCGACACAAUUGGGGCUUCCGUUCCAGGGAAUCGCGUGCUUACCAUUAAACAACCUGUUGGAGUCUGUGGUCUCAUAACACCAUGGAACUUUCCUGCAGCAAUGAUUACCCGCAAGAUCGGUCCUGCACUUGCGGCUGGUUGUGCUGUGGUGGCCAAAUCCCCAGGCGAGACACCCUUCACUGCCAACGCACUGGCUGAACUGUCGCGGCGGGCCGGCAUCCCCCCGGGAGUGGUCAACAUCAUUACUGCACACAAGAAUACAGCCGAAGUUGGCGAAACUCUUACGACUUCUCCAAUCGUGAAAAAGGUGUCAUUCACAGGCAGUACCAACGUUGGCAAACUGCUUAUGAAACAGUCCGCGUCGAGUCUUAAGAAACUUUCAUUCGAGUUGGGAGGAAAUGCUCCAUUUAUUGUCUUCGAUGAUUGUGCAGAUAUCAAUGCCGCUGUGGCCGGUGCAAUUGCUUCCAAAUUCCGCUCCUCGGGUCAAACCUGCGUGUGCGCUAACAGAAUCUACGUGCAGAGCGGUAUCUAUGAUCAAUUUGCACAGAAGAUGGCCGAGAAGGUCAAGGAGUUUAAGGUUGGCUUUGGCUUCGACGUAGGGACCACGCAUGGGCCUGUUAUCCAUGGUCGUGCCGUUAGCAAAGUGGAAGGACACGUCAAGGAUGCUGUUAGCAAGGGUGCCCAAGUCGUUGUGGGCGGACAGAAAAUGCCAGACCUGGGAGACAACUUCUUCCAGCCUACGGUUUUAACCGGGCUGAAGAACGAUAUGCAGCUGGCCGGAGAAGAAACAUUUGGACCUGUUGCAGGACUGUUCUCCUUCGAGACGGAGAAGGAGGUGGUAGAGCUUGCGAAUCAAGCGGAAGUGGGCUUGGCGGGAUAUUUCUUCAGCAGAAGUGUGGACCGAAUAUGGAGAAUUGCGGAAGCACUUGAGGUGGGUAUGGUAGGUGUCAAUACAGGGCUGAUCAGUGAUUCUGCCACGCCCUUUGGUGGGGUGAAACAGUCUGGAUUUGGUAGAGAAGGUAGCAAAUAUGGGAUUGAGGAGUAUAUGAUCAUCAAGACCAUUACGAUGGGUGGCUGUGGUGGCGAGCUGCAGAGAUGA
This is a messenger RNA of Endocarpon pusillum Z07020, 1497 nucleotides long. Its product is annotated as Succinate-semialdehyde dehydrogenase. Gene Ontology annotation, molecular function: succinate-semialdehyde dehydrogenase (NAD+) activity. Gene Ontology annotation, biological process: GABA catabolic process. The transcript has 2 exons. The coding region runs from base 1 to 1497 and encodes 498 amino acids. Lineage: Eukaryota; Fungi; Ascomycota; Eurotiomycetes; Verrucariales; Verrucariaceae. The record is from RefSeq and is a predicted model, not a curated record.